GCGGCGGCAAAUUCAAAUGUUUCUCCGGAGCGACAAGUGUCGCGCUACCGUGUCCAAGUGCUCGGCCCUCGGCAUGGAGAUUAAGCGCAAGAAAAUACGCGAGAGCGCGCUCUUCCCCCGUGAGGAUGACUGCCUUAUACAAGAAAAACUUGAUUUUGAGAUCCGCAUGAGAGAUGGAAUCUGUAAGCUGCUGUCGGUGAGCAGUCAGAAGGAGCAGCUCCUCAAUGCAGUGAAGAACCUGAUGGUGUGCAACGCUCGUAUUCAGAAUUACACGGCACAGCUGCGCUCUCAAAUGGGUGAAAGCAACACAGGGAAUACAGGGAGAAGGUCUUCUGAUGUUGGUCUGAACGAACGCCAAGCUUGUCCUGGAAAAGUUGCGAUUUCAGGUAUUCGAAUACCACUGAUGUGGAAAGAUUCCGACCACUUCAGCAACAAAGAAAAGACGCAGCGUCAUUCCGUGUUCUGCAUGCUACGACUUGGCCCGGAGAUACACGACACAGAUAUGGUCAUUGUGGACAAAACUAUGACUGACAUUUGCUUUGAUAAUGUAACAGUAUUUGCUGACGCCAGGUCGGACUUCCAGUUAAAGUUGGAGCUGUACAGCUGUUGCAUGGAAGACUCUUCUAUAGCCAACACUCCCAAGAAACUCGCACGGAAGCUCAGAAACUCAAUUGGCAAAUCUGCAGGGAAGAAAUUCAAUUCGGAACUCGAAGCAACGGAGCCAGAAGCCUUUUUGUUCUCAACUCCUCACAUGCCAGGGGCAAGGUACAGUUUGUUGGCGCAGAUCACUUUUACUCUGGAUAGCAUUGAGGACAACUUCAGGACACAUUCUCUUACUAUCACCGGGCAUGAGGAUUCUUCUUUCUGGCUUCCUUUAUACGGGAGUAUGUGUUGCAGAUUGGUUGCACAGCCGGCCUGUUUGACUGAUGAGGCAAUGAUGGGAUUUCUUAACCAACAGGAGAUGGUCGGAGGGCUUCGCAGCUACACCAAGUUCUAUUGUGUGUUGAAAGGAGGGAACCUUCUCUGCUAUUACACUCCAGAAGAAAUCAAUGCUAAAGUGGAACCAGCUUUGACAGUUCCCAUAAACAAGGAAACAAGAAUUCGAGCAGUGGGAAAGGAUUCCAAAUCUCGAGCCAGCAGUUUUUCCGUUAUCAAUGUUGUGUCCGGUGAAGCCGUCACUAAAGUCUUCUCAGCCGACUGUAAGGAAGAGCUUCAGAAGUGGAUGGAGGCUUUCUGGCAACAUUUUUACGAUCUAAGUCAGUGGAAACAUUGCUCCGAAAAACUAAUGAAAAUAAAUGAGACUUCCCCGCAGAAACCACCAUUGUUCUUAACGAGAGAACCUGCUUCAGUCUACCAUGACAUGAGCAUUGGGUCACCCAUGAAACUUGAAAGCAUCACCGAUAUUAUUCACAAUAAAAUUGAGGAAACCGAUGGACAAUUCCUGAUUGGACCCCAAGAAGAGUCUGCCCCAGCUCCGUGGGCUGCUUUGUUUGAUGGCAACCACCAGCUCCAUGUUGAAAGGAACAAGCCUCCUCUGCUUUCAAGUGAUGAUCCCUCAACCAGUAGCAAUGUUAAAGCUAAGAAAAGAAGAGCUCCACCACCUCCGCCAAACAAAACUCCAUUCUCGAAAUUAGUGGAAGGCAAUGAUCCGUCGGACAAAGAGAACAUCUGGUCCCGUGCAAGUCUCGUCCGCAAGUCGUUUGAUACAAAGCUCUCGGCUAUAAUGCAUCAGCUCCAAAGGCCUAUGGUAGUCCCACUCACACCGGCCCCUCCUGAGAAAAUCGAGGUGACGGAGAACAAGGCUGAGCUGGAUACUGGGACUCAAGAGCCAAUAAAACCAGUGCCAACCCCAAGACAAAAAUCCUUAAGGGAGAAACUGGACCCUAGAGUAUGGCUCCAAUCUCAAGUAUAACUUGUAUUCAGUUAUACUCUUUCAUUUAUAAAUUUGCCAUUCCAAUUUAUCUGGUGAAAGCGGAAUAAUACUUUGACUAUUUAGGUACAAAGGACUCUGCGUAAUAAAUCGUAGCACGGAUUCUUAGCUUGUUUAACCGUAAGUCCCAUUUAAACAUUUUAAUCUUUCAUUCUAAUUUAGUUGGUGAAACUGGACCUAUAGAUUGAUUCGUUAGCUACAAAUACUGGAAAAUAUGCACAAGGGUAGAAAUGGAAAAUAUACCCCCUUUUUUGUUAAAUGAGAACAUUCAGUUAGGCUUAUGUAAUAACGGUAUAAAAACACUAUAUUAACUGCCUAACAUAAAUAUAGCUUUUUUUUACAAAGACGUGUUACUUGUAGAAACCAUUUCCCAACCCCCCUUAGGCUCACAGUGUUAUGCAACACCUCCCAUACCUUGUUCCAUUGUGAAGUGAUGGAUUCUGGGACUUGAAGUCUUCCACGUGGGUGGUACACAUAUUGUCUGGCAAGCAGAAGGGACUUCAUGUCCCAGAAUCCAUCAUUUCACAAUGGACAUGGUGAGGGAGGGAUUGCAUGACACUGUGAGCCUAAAGGGGCUGGGAAGUGACGUGACUUCCUUUCAGUCUGUGGAAUCCAUGAUAUCUGUGUAUAACAAGGAAAACCUUUGUUUGACAGUUCAGAUAAUAUUUAUGCAAUUUUUCUGCACAAGCCCAACUGAAGGAGCUCAUGUCAAUAAGGGUGGGGGGGUUCCCCGGGUGGGGGGGGUUCCCCUUUAAUGGAGAAAUCUUGUUGAAGUUAUGUCGGUUUUAUAAGCUGUUUAAAGGGUUUUUAGUUUGUCGAGUUAAAUUUGUGUAUUGCAGCUGUUUUUAAUUUUAAAUGGAGGGAUCAUGGCACAUGGGGCAUUUCAGCCAGGAGGGAAACUCCCCAAAACCCCAUUCAACUACCUGGUACAGGUGAUUCACAUUGACUGUAACUGCAAUCAUGGGCCAACAAUCAGAUCACAACAAGGAGAAAAUGGGCGGUUUGAUCGUGGACCACAUUGAUAAACAGAUGUGGUUCUCAAUCAGACAGGAUUUUUAAGCCCAGCCGAUCGACAUCUGACCAACUUUUGGCCAGAUAUUGAUUGAGAAAGCCCGACUGAGGGCCCCAUACACUGGGCAAUUGGCUGCCAACUUAAGCCUUAGGGUAAGGGUACACCUGGCGAUUCGGGAAGCUGUUCGGGGAGAUUAGUCGCCCCAAAGAAGAGGCGAUUAGUCGCCAGGUGACUAAAUCUCCCGAAUAGCCAGAUGUGCCCUUACCCUUAAGAUGGUUUUGACCACCUCAUAUGGUAGAAAUACAAAGAUUUUGUUAGAUGGAUAGUCAGACAAAGUCAAGACUGGUCAACAAGAAUAUCUGAGAAUUCCUUUUGGGCCUCACUAGUCCAU
Molecule: messenger RNA, 3333 nt
Organism: Xenopus laevis (African clawed frog)
Lineage: Eukaryota; Metazoa; Chordata; Amphibia; Anura; Pipidae
Gene: rtkn2.L
Product: rhotekin 2 L homeolog
Biological process (GO): positive regulation of cell population proliferation; signal transduction; hemopoiesis
Source: RefSeq, marked provisional